CCUUGGGUAACGACCGUUACUCGAGAAGAAACCAUGAAGACCUUCGUGUUAAUUGCCACCUUGGCAGUAUUGACCCAAGCUAGACCUGAACCCCCAGUAGGCUACAGUUACCCAGCACCCUCGUCGAGCUACGGAGCUCCAUCUGGUGGCAGCAUCGGCACUCUUAGCAUCGGAGGACAUGGUUCCAGCCUUGGCGGGGCCUUGAGCGUGUCCGGCGGUGGUGUUUCACUAGGAGGCGGGGGACACGGUAUCUCCUUCGGAGGUGCUGGUUUGGGAGGUGGACAAGGUAUCUCCCUCGGAGGUGCUGGUUUGGGAGGUGGACAAGGUGGCAGCUUAGGAGGCAGCUUCUCCUCUGGUUCCUCCAGCUCGUCGGCGUUCUCCUCAGGUUUCAGCACCGGUGGAGGGUUCGCGUCUUCCGGUGGAUUCGCGUCCGGUGGAUUUGGUGGUGGCGGUGGUGCUGGAAGCACCCUCGUCCAGAAACACAUCUACGUACACGUUCCUCCUCCAGAACCAGAAGAGGUCCACGCUCCAAGGCCCAUCCACGUAGCGCCUCCACAGAAGCAUUACAAGAUCAUCUUCAUUAAGGCACCAACUCCUCCAACCCCCACCGUUCCAACCAUCCCAUUGCAGCCUCAGAACGAAGAGAAGACUCUUGUCUACGUCUUGGUGAAGAAACCCGACGAGCAACCAGAGAUCCACAUCCCAACCGUCGCGCCAACCCAACCCUCCAAACCCGAGGUUUACUUCAUCCGUUACAAGACCCAGAAAGAGGCCGCUUCCGGAGGAUUCUCUGGAGGAGCGAUUGGUGGCGGAGGAUUCUCUGGAGGAGCGAUUGGUGGCGGAGGUAUCUCCGGUGCUGGACUUGGUGCAGGCAUUUCCCUUGGUGGAGGAUCCCACGGAACAGUCUCUCUCGAUGGCGGUGCCGUUCUCUCCGGAGGUUCAGGAAUUUCUGGCGGUUCCUUCAGCAGCGGCGGCUCCCUGGAUGGAGGUUUGGCUAUCUCCGGUGGUUCUAGUCACAGUAGCGCUAUAUCCAGCGUCAGUUCUGGCAGUGCAAGUCUUUCGACGAGCUACGGUCCCCCAGGUCACGUCAGCGGAGGUCCGUACUAGAACCUGUGCCGAAAAUCCAUACGGGUAAAUCUGGACGGUGGAUCUGUAUAGCCGUCUGGGUGCGAUAUAGACUUGCGGGAUUCGACAGCCCCAUAUUUCGUUGUACAUAGUCCAUUUUAGUUUUAAGGUUAUGUAUUUUUUUAUUUUAUU
Messenger RNA from Anoplophora glabripennis (Asian longhorned beetle), 1257 nucleotides. Its product is annotated as glycine-rich cell wall structural protein 1-like. NCBI's taxonomy places the organism in Eukaryota, Metazoa, Arthropoda, Insecta, Coleoptera, Cerambycidae. The transcript is spliced from 3 exons. Bases 34 to 1107 code for a protein of 357 amino acids. The record is from RefSeq and is a predicted model, not a curated record.